AUGGUUUCCACAAAGAGCCUUCUCCUUGCUGCCUUCACAACAAUAACAGCAUACGCUGCUCCCACCAAGGGCCCUUGCAAGUCCCUAACACCAACUCUUCCUACCACAGGAGGUGACGAACUAGUAGCCCCCUCUCCCACCGCCCGCCUCAAGAAAAUCGUCAUCGGUCACGGCAUCCAAAACUACACCUGCAGCGCUCCCGACGCCACGCCCUCCGCAACCGGCGCUCUCGCCGUCCUCUACGACGUAACCACUCUCUACCCCGGUCUCUCCAAGUCCGCUCUCUCCUCAGAAGCCUUCAACGCCCUCCCACAUGCUCUCCUCUGGGACCGUCCCGUCCCGCUAAACCGGCCUUCAAACUCUUCGUACUCCGCCGACACUUCGGCCCCCUUUCCAGCGCACAACGACCUCAAGGGCCUAGCCAACUAUCCCUCGCUCAAAUACGCCGGUCACCAUUUUUUUGAUACGGUUGGCACCCCGACGUUUGAUCUUGAUGUCUCCGGGAUGAAAGCUGUUGUCAUGAAGACGGGGAACGUCGCGGCGCCGAAGGAUGCUGAUAAGGGGGUGCUAAACACGGGGGCGGUGGCCUGGUUGACGCUGGCAGAUACGGGCAAGGGGAUGAGCAAGGGGGUCAAUUUGGUUUAUAGGGUUUUGACGGCUGGCGGAAAUCCUGAGGCUUGUGACAGUGCUGCUGUGUCUGCUAAGGAGACGGGGGGAGUACAGGUGCAGAGUGUGCCGUAUACGACUUUCUAUUGGUUUUAUGAGCAGUAA
This is a messenger RNA of Sordaria macrospora k-hell, 771 nucleotides long. RefSeq lists its product as uncharacterized. The record is from RefSeq and is a predicted model, not a curated record. NCBI's taxonomy places the organism in Eukaryota, Fungi, Ascomycota, Sordariomycetes, Sordariales, Sordariaceae.